AUUUGGCCUGGUCAAGUUGUAUUUUCUCGCUCCGUCAUCGCAUAUUAUAAUUGUUAUAUUUUUCUUUUGCUUUUGAUGAAAUUCAUAUUAUUAGCUAAACUCUUUUGUAUAAGGUACAGAGCAUUUUCCAUGGUACCCUUAGCAGCCACACUAAAAGUUGUUACACAAAGUAAAUAGUAUUUUUAACACAAAAUGAGCCUGGAACAACAGACAACCGCAGACCCCCAUAAUCCCCAUGGACUUGGUGACCCCAACGACACCAGGUUGCGCAAGGUAGAGCGGGAAGUGCUGAUACCCAAGAUAAUGCGGGAUCGUGCCAAAGCGGAAUUCUGCUCCAAGGAAGUGGCCGACUUCCAGGAGUGCUGCAAGGCCAGCAGCAUAUUGAUGGUGGCCACCUGCCGGAAGCAGAACUCAGCCCUCAAGGAGUGCCUCACCCAGUGGUACCAGAACGAGGCCUUCAAGGAGGAGUGCAAGCAGAUAUACCUCCAGGAGCGGGCCGACUAUCGCAGCACCGGCAUACCCAAGAAGCAUCGCCUGGAGAAGUUGUAGUAUCAUCGCCACAUGGAGUUCCUUAUUGUUGUUUGCUUUGUACAAAAGUUAAGUAAUUGAAACGCCGCACAA
Molecule: messenger RNA, 621 nt
Organism: Drosophila biarmipes
Lineage: Eukaryota; Metazoa; Arthropoda; Insecta; Diptera; Drosophilidae
Product: COX assembly mitochondrial protein homolog
Exons: 3
Coding region: 193-549 (118 amino acids)
Cellular component (GO): mitochondrion
Source: RefSeq, a predicted model, not a curated record